AUGGAGUUUCUGGUAGAUCAAGUUACAAAUAGUAAGUUAGCAGAACAGUCAAGUAGUGCUGGUCAAAGUGCUACGAUAGACAAUAUUUUUACGGACCUUCAAGAAAUGGAAAUUAGUGGACAGGAUAAUGUCGCUCCUUGGCAAGAAAUACUCAAUAGACAAGAACCUAUUACAAGGGCAGAAUUUCAUCAGGGUUUGAAUAGUAUUAGAGAUAAAAGUCUUUUAACAACAUAUUGUAAUGGGGUUAGAAGAGGGAGGCGUGCACGUGGUGUUACUCAUGACUACAUGGUUAAUCAGUAUGCAAUUAAAGCUCGUAAAUUAGAGCAAGUAAAGGAAAAAAAGCAGUGCGGUAUUAGCGGUAAAGAUAAAAAAGCUAAGUCACAUAGUAAAAGCACUGAAGUGGGUGUUAAAAAUGUUGGCUGUAAUAUGUUAGAAAAUAAUUGGAAUAAAUGGAAUGAUUUGGCAUUCCAUCGUGGUGGUCAUUGGGUAGAUCAUGAGUCGACUUCUGCACUUCAACCUGAGUUACCACGAGACUGUGUCAUCUUAAAUGCUAGAAAAAGAAUUAAUGAAAAAAUGAGUCAAAAAAUUCCUAUUUCUAUUUUAAAUAUUAAACAUACACCUUUUGCAUUAACAAUAAAUGAAGCUCCUGAUAUUGAAGAUCAAAAAAUUGUAAAAGAGGUAUUACAAUAUAUUGGUAAAGCAGGUUAUAGACAUAAUAUAUUGAAUAUUCGUAAGGCUGACUUUUACUAUACAACUAUUCUAUAUCCAGGUGUAGAGAAUUAUGAGACAUUACAAAAUGUAAUGGAACCAAUAAUUAGUAAAUUGCACAAUUUAGUAAUUAAUGGUCUAAUAGAUCCAAAUGGAACAAAAUGGAAAAUUGAACCUUACUUUAGUAGCACAAAAAAAGAUAUUGGCAAUAGAGAUAAAAUCCACAAAAUUGAAAAAAAUAUGAACCAGAUACAUAAAUCUGAAAAUCAAUUUGAUGAUAAUAUUAAAAGAAUUAUUAGUGUGGAGAUGCAAAGAAUAUCGGUAAAAUUUCAUUUUUGGCAGGAUCAUAUUACACAAAGUUGGUCUUACAUAUCUUUAAUGGGGGGAGAUAAAGAGAUUGUUUUGCAAAAUUUUAAUUUCAAAGUCCUUUUUAAUAUAGAAUGUGCUAAUCUUAUUAAUCAGUUAUAA
Messenger RNA from Rhizophagus irregularis DAOM 181602=DAOM 197198, 1176 nucleotides. The record is from RefSeq and is a predicted model, not a curated record. NCBI's taxonomy places the organism in Eukaryota, Fungi, Glomeromycota, Glomeromycetes, Glomerales, Glomeraceae.